CCUGAAGGAAGAAAACGGAGACUUAAUGAGACAGCUGAGGGAGCAGCAACAUGCCACCCAGCUGCUGCAGCUACAGCAAGAGCUGGCUACAAACACAUCUGUACCAGGAUCAGACUCAGAGAGGACUUCAGAACAAGAGGCCCUUUACAAAGAGAUCCAGGAAACCCACGACAGGAUAAAGAGGCUGGAGAAUGAAAAAGCUGAGAUGAAGUCCGAGAUCAGGAAGCUGAAGCUGGAUGGCGCUUCUGUCCUGCGGAUUGAACUGGACGCCUGUAAGCAGGAGCUGGAGCUGGAAAAGAGCCGCAGUCAGGCUCUGAAUGGCAAAGUGCAGCUGCUGCAGUCCAGGCGCUGGGACAAUGCUACUCCACCACGUGAGCAGAUCAAGUUCCCAGCAGCCUCCAAUACCACAACAACAUCUGACUUAGAGAUGGAUUGUCCUGUGUCCUCUCCAAGAAGUUCUCAGAUUUCCAGUCCUCAAGGAGAGCCGUUGGCCAUGGAGAGCCCCCAGGGCUUGAUGGCCUCAGGGGGCCUGUCUGAGGUGGAGAGCCUGAAGCAGGAGCUCCAGAGGGAGACUGCAUCCCGGCAGGAAAAGGAGGAGCUGAUCUGGACUCUGAGAGAGGAAUUAGAAGAACUGAAACUAAAGCAGCCAGGAGACAUCAAGGCCUCCCUGGAGGAAGUAGACACAGAGUUAGUGCUGGUCCGAGAAGAGCUGCAGAAGGUUUGGGACAUGCUGAAAACACGUGAUACGGCACUGGAAGAACGACACCUGGAGUUAGAAUCAGCCAGGAACCAGUACACUGAAUGCAGCUCAGAGAAGCUGAGACUGGAACAACUCGUCGCCUCUCUGGAGCACCAGCUGGCGGAGAGAGAACAGGCCUUGAGGCACCUUCAACAAGCAAGUGAGAUGGAAAAAACCAAGCUGGAGAUUCAAGCCUCUUCGUUAGAGCUGAAGCUGCCAGAAGUGGAGGUCCUGAGAGACGACGCCCACCGACGCAACCAGGCAUUGGGCCUCCCAGAGGUACAAAACUGGGGCCCCAGGCAGAGCCGUGCCAGCCGCUCCGAGGGGAAGUGCUCCCAGUGUGAUGCUUUUCUGGCCCAGCUGAACAAGAUGAUUCAAAGCUGUACAGAGAAAGGGGCUGUGCUGCAGGAGGACCAGACCUUGACCUACCUGUGUGAACUGCAGGGGCUCCUCAAGGGGCUGAGUCAGUGCACAGCCGGCCAAGUCACAAGGAGCCCCCAGGAAAAGAGCCAAACCUUGGAACAGCAGCAUCAGCUGGUGACCGAGCAGCUCAAGGGCUUGUUCAGACAGAGGCAGCAGCUGCAGUCAGGGCACAGGAAGCUGUCAAGAGACCAGAAGGACGAGUGCUCAGUGGAGCAAUGGGUGAAGAACUCUCAAGUGAAUGCAAGAGGAGCCAUCAAGCCCCACGGGAAACCUCCACAGGAGCUAAGAGAAAAGCAGCAGCCUGUGCCAGGAGAUCUGGGCUUCUCCACCAGCACCGAAGAAGCGCAGAGCCUCAGGCUGCAACUGCAAGAGAAAACGGAAAUGAUUUCCGCCAUGGCCUCUGAGAUCCAGGGACUGCAGCAAAAGAACGAACACCUGAUGAAAGCGAAACUGCGGUUUCAGCAGCAAAUCCAAGACAUCCGCAGCCUCCAGCAGCAGCGACAGGAAAGGAGCGACUCAGACCUGCUGGUUCCUAGGCUCUCCAGCCGGCAGGAGCUGGAGUUGGGGCUGAGCCAACGGAGCGAUGGCUCUGCACCUCCGACUGGCGGUGAUCCCCAUGCUUCUCUGUACCUAGCCAAGCAGGUGGUGCUGCCCGAGGCAGGAGACGAGCUGUGUUGCUUCAGUUCUGAAAGCAGUGGCAGCCAGUCCCACAGGUCCCAGGCAGGGUCAGAACUGCCAGCGCUGCUGCUGAGCAAGCUCCCUGCUGAUCCUGUGACUGGGAAGCUGCCUCCCCCGUCCACACUGCCCCUCCCAGCCUCCACCUCAGCAUCUGGCAAAUCCUCCCCCGAGGCCCGCUCGGCCCCAGUGAGCCCCCGGAGCCAGCCUGGCAGCCAGGAGUCCUCGUACACUCCCAAGGGGGCAGUGCUGCUCUCGCCGAGACCCUUCCGGGCACAACGACUGGGCUCGCCCUUUAAAUUCAGAGUGAGCCCAGAGCCCCCAGGGGAGAGCUGUGGCAGCUGAAGCACCCUGUCCGUUGAGAUCAGACUAGAUGAUCACAACGGCCCCCUUCUGGCCUUGGAAUCUAUGAAUCCUGCAUGGCUGGGUACACGUGGCUUUGAAUGAUCUGCUCUGUGCCCUCUCCUUGUCCCCCGAGUUGUUCGCCGUAGAGUCUGGCUGGUAAAUGAAUGAACAUAGCAUGUUCUCUUGGAACUGGCUGUUUCCCCCUGGCAGCGGCGAAAGGUGGUCUCAUGAACCCUUGGGUUGGAAUUCAGAUUGGGGGCAUUACAGGGGAGGGGCUGUUCUUGCACUAGCCGGGCAACUAAGUCCAACAGUCCCUAGUUCCCCGCGCACCUGGGCCUCCUGGAGUAGGGAGCCACCAGUGUGGUCUGUAAGCAGCAAAUGGUUCGAUGUAUGCUACAGGUUCUUUCCUUGCCCGAGCAUCUGAGCACCUGCCGCUCAUGCGUUAAGGGAUUUGACUCACUUUUGCCAUGCGUAGUUCUUGCUUUCGCUCGUCUUCUCCCCAGGGGGAGAACUGUGUGCAGUGGAGUGUUGGGAAACAUACCCCCUGCUCUGUGUUUAUAUGGGGAAGGGACGGUCAGAGGGGUGCACCUGGCACCUAGACCAUGAGGUGGGGAGGGUUGUGAUGGUCCUUGGGUUCAUCCCACAGUCUGAGGCUGGCCCCCAAGACAGCUCUGCCUCCUGCAUAGCCGAGCUUUACCCUGAAGUUAGGAAGUGCCUUGGUGCCAGAGGAGCAGAGCCCAACCAGGCCCCAGCCCAGAGCUUUAGGUGAUCUUCUACAUAGGCUGGGCCUCUUCUGUUCCCCCUGAGACAGAGAGCUUGCUUCUCCUUUCCUGGAAGCUCAACCUCCUGAGGGAGAGGAGGCCGUAGAUAGAGUACCCCAAGCUACACCAGCUGCAUUGCUCAGCUGCUGCACUGAGGAACAGGCAGCAGAGCAGGCCCACGCAGCUCACUGCCUCCAGUUCCCUUGUCCCUAGCAGCCCUGCCUUCAGAGUCAUGAGGCAAUGACCACUGGAUGGGCCCACCUUUUGCAUUGUAAGCAAGAUCUCCCUUACUGCUCACUGCUGUGCUGCCACAGCCCUUCCAAAGAGCUGGAAGAGUUGGUGGAGGGGGCAGGUGCCCCACUGGCAGUGCUUGGGUUUCCCAGGGAAGUGGGUUUCAGUGGUGGGCAGCUGAGGAUUGUCAGCAUAGUCACAGAUGGAUUUGAUUUUUGUGAAGGCCUGAUGCCCUCUGGAGCAGGCCUUGAUCCUCUUCCCCAGCUCUCUGUGCUGCCCUGUGCUUGCUGUGAAAACCCCUUGGCAGCGGGCACUGAUCGCUAUCCCCGCAGCUGAUUUCUGGGGUGGGAGCAAAUCCCCACCCUCACUAUCCUGCUUCCUGUGUGGAUAAUGUGUCUGUCUUCCAUAAAGGACUGAAAUGUG
Molecule: messenger RNA, 3597 nt
Organism: Trachemys scripta elegans
Lineage: Eukaryota; Metazoa; Chordata; Testudines; Emydidae
Product: myosin-2 heavy chain
Source: RefSeq, a predicted model, not a curated record